Ctenocephalides felis (cat flea) is the source of this 2358-nucleotide messenger RNA. RefSeq names its product protein bicaudal C-like. The record is from RefSeq and is a predicted model, not a curated record. The transcript is spliced from 10 exons. The coding region runs from base 10 to 2013 and encodes 667 amino acids. Gene Ontology annotation, cellular component: cytoplasm. Gene Ontology annotation, molecular function: protein binding; RNA binding. NCBI's taxonomy places the organism in Eukaryota, Metazoa, Arthropoda, Insecta, Siphonaptera, Pulicidae.
CGAGUGACGAUGAAAUUAGACGUGAGCUACACUGAACACUCCCACAUCAUUGGCAAAGGGGGUUUGACGAUUAAGAAAGUAAUGGACGAAACCGGCUGCCACAUACAUUUUCCUGACUCGAACCGUUCAAAUCCAAACGAGAAAAGCAACCAGGUUUCAAUCGCAGGCGACAUUGCAGGAGUGGAGAAGGCACGGGCUAGUCUUCGUGCAGUCACUCCACUUAUUUUCAGUUUCGAGUUGCCUGUUCUUGGGGCCAACCAGACCGUCCCUGAUCUCAACUCUCCUCGCGUGCAACAAAUUCAGGAGGGAUACAAUGUGCAAGUAAUGUUUCGUUCGCGGCCUAAAUUACAUGCUACUCUGGUGGUUGUGAAAGGACAUGAACGUGAUGUGGUUAAUGUGAAAAAGGCUACCAUGUUGCUCAUCAAAUACAUGUGUGAUUCUGUCGCUAGCCAGAUCAAUGUGCAAAUGACUAUCGAGAUCUCACCCCAACAUCAUGCUGUUGUUCUUGGGACUAAUUCACUGCAAUUAAAAGGAAUCAUGCAACGCACUCAAACCCAGAUAAUGUUUCCAGAUGCUUUAGACCCAAACAUCCCAUCUUUGAGACGCAGCUGUGUGACAAUAAUUGGAAACAUUGAUGGGGUUUAUAGUGCUAGGCAACAGCUAAUUGGUUCACUGCCUCUUGUGAUGAUGUUUGACUUGCCAGAUAACGUAGGCACGACUGACCCAGAUAAUAUAAAUAAUUUAAUGAAAUCUUUAGAUCUGGUGAUUCAAGUUCGUCAUAAACCCAAACAGAAUACUAUGUCCGUUAUUAUCAAAGGCAUUGAGAGAAAUGCAACAAAAAUGUAUGAAGCCCGUAACAAACUUCUGAAUAUUACUGAACCACGAAUUGUAGCUGACAUACCCCCAUCAUAUCAUGUACCGAGUGGUGCAGAAACCAUUGCUCUUCCAAUAUUAUCACAACCACCAUUAUCACCUGUUUUGUCGCCAUUGCCUUGGAAUCCUCUUGGUAGUCCAUUUACUUAUGCUCUACCAACUGCUUUACCAACAGCAGCUUCACCUACUUCAAGUAUACCUCAACCAUUUAAACUGAGAUCAUUGCAAGGAAUUGGCGUACUGAGUAAUGUAGAUUCUAGUCAAGAUUCAUCAGGAUACCAGAGUUAUACUAGUAGUAGCAGCAAUUCAUUAGAAUUCCCAAAUUCUAGCUGUUCUUUAUCCAACAGUCCAAGAAAUAAUUCUCCUGGAUCACUAUCAACUACUUCUACUACUAAUCAUCACUCGCAAUAUAGCUCUCUUGGAUCCACAAGUGGAGUCGGUUCUACUAGUGCCAUAAAUGAUCUCACUGCCUCAAUGUAUGACUUGUCGACUACGGAUAGAAGAGCUCCUGGAUGUGAAAAGGCAAUGAAUACUCCCAAAGGAUUAUCUAAAACUAUUGGUAAUUCUACUAAAACAGAAUCUGGAAUAACUCCAGAAAUGGCGCGAAUGAAAAUGAUGGCUUUGAAAGCUUUGAAUAUUCCUCCAGCAGGAGAACUUAGAAUUCCCAAUUCCAACUGGGCUGGAUAUGGGUUCAGUCAAACUUCGCAAGGUCUCCAAUCUAUUUUUACGGAGGAUGAUGAUGUUUGGGCACCUACACAUCAAGUCACCAUGUCUUCUCCAAUGAGAAAUUCGUUGACUGGUCCAGGAAAUGUAACUAAUCAUGGUAGUCAAAUCGAAGUUAUGAAUAAGAAUGAUUUGUCAGUUCUUCUGGCUGCUAAUGGUCUUGAAAAAUAUAUUGAAAUAUUUGAAUCUCAUGAAAUUGAUCUGAAGACAUUCUGCUCUCUAAAUGAACAUGAUUUGAUCCAAAUCGGAAUCAAAGCUUGGGGAGCUCGUCGACGCAUGCUAAUGGCCGCUGCUGAUUACACCAACAAAGCAUCACGUGGCCCAUUGCAUUCAACUGGUGAUAUUAAUAUGACUUCAUUAAAUGUUGCACCAGGCGCAGAGAGACGCCACUUUUCUUCUUCUGACCUCUGGCCUUAAAGUUUUUGUGAUACAUCUUAUAGACCAAUGAGCCUCAGUAUAAAUCUAUGCUGUACCUUCCAAAUGAUACCAAUGACGCAAGUAACUAUUUGUUUUGUUUAUUUUUUGUGAUAAUGUUGAUUUCAUUUUUGAACCAAUUUAACUCAAUUUUGCGAAAUGACCUGUGAUAAUUUUUAGUUAGGUCUAAGAUCACUUAGCAUAUUUGCUUGAGAUAUCCUGAAAUAGAGGGUAUGUAAAAAUGACUGAAUUUAUUUGUACCUCGAAUGUGAUUGACUGAGUGUUUCAUAUUGAUAGUAGAUAGUCAAGUCUAAAGACAAUGCAAUAAUACUUUCUUUUUGAAUUUCA